ACAAGUAUUGUAUGAUUUGAUGCAAUGAUAUGUUUAUUAGAUUACCUUUGAAUUCAAUCGUUAAAACACUUCAUAGCUAUAGUGAUAUCGCUUUGAAAUUAACUUAUAAUUCAUUAAACAAUAAUCGUCGUUAUAUUAAAAGUAUGGCUGCAAUGAAAGCACGUGAUGUGAACAAUGAUUUGAUGAAAGAGUCAAUCGAUGACUUAAUCAAAUCAGUUGAAGACAAACGACAAUAUAAGGCACUUAUCCUAAACAAUGGUCUUAAAGUACUCCUAAUAAGCGAUGUCGAGACCGACAAAUCUGCCGCUGCUCUCGAUGUCAACAUUGGAUCAAUGAGUGAUCCUCGAGAAGUGCAAGGGUUGGCCCACUUCUUGGAACACAUGCUUUUCAUGGGCACUGAAAAGUAUCCUCAAGAGAAUGACUACCAGAAGUUUAUUUCCCGAAAUGGUGGUCACACUAAUGCCUAUACGAGUGGAUGUCAUACCAACUUUCACUUUGAUGUGUCGCCCAAUUCAUUGAAUGGUGCUCUCGACAGAUUCGCCCAAUUCUUCGUGUGUCCGCUCUUUACUGACAGCGCAACCGAUCGUGAGAUGAAUGCCGUCAACUCAGAGCACGAGCGCAACAUUGAUGAUGACGUCUGGAGACUAUCACAACUGGAAAAGAGUUUGUCUCAUCCCGACCACGACUUCAACAAAUUCGGAACAGGAAAUCUCGAGACAUUGAAAGACAGUCCUAUUUCUAAAGGCAUUAAUGUUAGACAAGAAUUGUUUUCGUUUCAUAAACAAUGGUAUUCAGCAAAUAUCAUGUCUUUAGUGGUUUUGGGCAAAGAAACAAUUGAAGAAUUACAAGAAUUGGUUGUUCCUCUUUUUUCUUUGAUUACGAAUAACAAUGUAUUAGUUCCGCACUGGGAUUCUCAUCCCUUUUCUAAUGAAUAUUUGAAGAAACAAUGUUUCGUUGUUCCGAUUUGUGAUACAAGAAGUCUUAGCAUUACAUUUCCCAUUCCGGAUCUGAUUCCACAUUACAAGUCACAACCGGGUCACUAUGUGGCUCACUUGCUUGGACACGAAGGACCGGGUAGUCUAUUAUCAGAAUUAAAAUCGCGCGGUUGGUGUACAAUACUAAAUGGUUACGACAGAAGAGGAGCCAAAGGAUUUGGUUUCUUCAAUGUUAGCGUCGAUUUGACUGAAGAAGGAAUUGAAUGCAUCGAUGAUAUCAUUACUUUGAUUUUCCAAUACAUUAAUUUGAUUAAUAAAGAGAGACCACAAAAAUGGAUAUAUGAAGAGGAAAAGAAAAUCAAAGAAAUUAAAUUUCAAUUCAAAGACAAAGAACGACCUCUUAAUUAUGUCAGAGGCUUGGCUUCAAUAUUACACGAUUAUCCUCUUAAAGAAGUGCUAAGUGCUGGCUAUUUAUUAGAAGAAUUUAGACCGGAUUUAAUUAUCGAUGUACUCAACCAUUUAAGUGUUGAUAACAUACGAAUGGCAGUCGUCGGCAAAAAGUUUAGUUCAAUUGCUGACAAAACAGAGAAGUGGUACGAAACUAAAUAUUUACUUUCGGAUAUACCCGAAGAUAAAUUGCAAAAAUGGAGAAAUUGUGGUUUCAAUGCUAACUUAGCGCUUCCACCCACUAAUGAGUUUAUUCCUUCCGAUUUAAAUAUUAAAUCAAAUGAAACGUCUUCUGAAACAAAACCUGAAAUUAUUAGAAAUACUGAUUUCUCUCGAAUUUGGUUUCUUAAGGACAAUAAAUAUUUGAAACCAAAAGUUUAUUAUGGAUUUGAAUUUACUAAUCCUCUGGCAUAUGCCGAUCCAUUUCAUGCAAAUGCCAUAUAUAUGUUCACUCGAUUAUUCCGCGACAGUAUAAAUGAAUAUUCUUAUGCCGCAGAAUGUGCCGGACUUUUCUAUAGUUUCUCCAAUACAUUCACCGGAUUAUCUGUGGAAUUAGGCGGAUAUAAUGAUAAACUUAAUAUAUUGUUGAUAAAAAUAUUAAAUAAAAUAACAGAUUUCAAGAUUGAUUCAAAAAGAUUUGAAGUGUUGAAAGAAAUUCAUAUAAGAAGUCUUAAAAAUUAUCCGACACGACCUAUGCAUGAAUUGCUUCGUUAUUAUACUUCUUUAAUCACUUCUGAAAGAUAUUGGUCUUAUGAAGAACUAUUGCAAACGGCUAAUGACAUGACUGUUGAAAAUGUAUUGCAAUUCGUGACCGAACUGUUCUCUCGAUUCCAUAUCGAAGCUUUAAUUCAUGGAAAUAUAAGUAAAAGCGAAGCACUUAUGGUCAUUGAUUUAGUCGAAAAUCAUUUUAAGACAUCAUCUCUUAAGACUAAAACAAUAUCAAUGUCACAACACUUUCGUAAUCGUGAAAUACAAUUAAUUGAUGGCUCAGACUUUAGUUUUGAAACAACAAAUAUAAUCCAUCAAACAAAAGGCAUUCAGGUUUAUCUACAAAUUGGAAUCCAAGAAACGGUCACAAAUGUUACGCUUGAAUUAAUCAAUCAAUUAUUAUCCGAACCUUUCUUCAAUAUACUCCGAACUCAAGAACAGUUAGGUUAUCUAACAUACUGUACAUUGAGACGGGCUAAUGGUGUUCAGGGUAUUUCAUUUGUCAUUCAAUCUGAUUGUUUGCCUCAAUAUCUCAAUGAACGUAUAGAAGCAUUCAUAGCCUACGCUGAGAAUUACAUUAAAGAUAUGAAGAGUGAAGAGUUUGAGGCAGAAAAGCAAUCAUUAAUUACACAUAAACUCGAAAAACCAAAACAAUUGUUGGAAUAUUCUAAAAGACUGUGGAAUGAAAUCGAUUCAAAACAAUAUAACUUCAAUAGAGAUGAGAUUGAAGUGAAUGCCUUAACUAAACUAACUAAAGAUGAUAUCAUGACUUUUUUUAGGAAACACUUAUUUUAUGAAUCCCCUAAUCGCAAGAAGUUAUUAGUUAGUAUAAUAAACCCAAACACUGUUAAUAUAGUCAAAUAUAACGGAUCAAAGGACAGUCAAUUAACAACUCCUGAACUGAAAGAAUCAAUCAAAAUAGAAAAUGUGAGUCAUUUUAGGAAUGGUAUGGCUCUUUAUCAACUUCCCGAGCCUUUCAUUGAUGUCUAUAAUAUAGAAAAAUCAAAACUUUAAAAAUAUAAUACUUUAUAAUUUAUUAUAUUUAUCAAAAAUAAUAGACUGAAU
Oppia nitens is the source of this 3155-nucleotide messenger RNA. It is a transcript of the gene Ide, whose product is annotated as insulin-degrading enzyme-like. NCBI's taxonomy places the organism in Eukaryota, Metazoa, Arthropoda, Arachnida, Sarcoptiformes, Oppiidae. Bases 30 to 3104 code for a protein of 1024 amino acids. Gene Ontology annotation, molecular function: metalloendopeptidase activity; metal ion binding. The record is from RefSeq and is a predicted model, not a curated record. Gene Ontology annotation, biological process: peptide catabolic process. The transcript is spliced from 14 exons. Gene Ontology annotation, cellular component: mitochondrion; cytosol.